This is a messenger RNA of Rhizoctonia solani, 1140 nucleotides long. RefSeq names its product peptidase C14. Lineage: Eukaryota; Fungi; Basidiomycota; Agaricomycetes; Cantharellales; Ceratobasidiaceae. Bases 1 to 1140 code for a protein of 379 amino acids. The record is from RefSeq and is a predicted model, not a curated record. The transcript has 4 exons.
AUGUCUUCCUCGGCAAAAGAGAAAGGGUUUGGCCCCCACUUCAGGCACAAGAAAGGUGAGCUUAAAGCAGAGUUCACGUGGCCCAGCACAUUGGAUAUUUCUGCGUCUACACCCUCUAUUCAGGCCAACACUCGUCCCUUACGUGUAGAACCAGCAGUCUCCCAAAUACGCCCCACAACUGGUGAAGAUGCCUUGCUCGCUGAAAGCUCAUUCACCGCAACUUCCAGGGUACCUCGGCCUAUUGACUAUAAGCCCCCGGCAUUACAAGCUCUGAGUAGUGCGCUAGAGAAGUUGAAUAAAACAGCGGAGGUGUUCCCACCUCUGCAAGCGGCUAUUGGAGGACUGGUAUCCUGCGUCGGACCACAGUCUGACCGCAACCGGUCGCUUUGUGAAGAACUCGGCGACAGCAUCCACAAGUCAGACCUACGCCAGCUUGUCAGGCUUUCUGGUAGCCUGUUCAUAGAUGCAGUCACGGCGAUUCGAUAUAUUCGACAAACAGGGACCAUAGUCGACCCAAAUCAACUCGAGACCAUUCUCAUCUCAUCACUAAGCUCGGGCUUCCAACGCUUGGACAUUGAUGAGCUCUACACUGGAGCAAGGGAUUCAUCCCUUCCACCGCUACACACCCCCGCCUCCAACACCACAAUUCUUUGGGCCGCAGUGCACCAGUCCGACCGAGACCCACAAAAGCAGCAACAGAUGCUACUGAUACUCUGGACCGCAGUCUGCACUUGGGAGCCAGUCGAUAUCAAUAUACUGGCAACCCUGACCGGGAUCAAGGCGACAAAGGUCAACACACUGCUACAGUCUCUGUACUCCAUGCUGCACGUGUCGCAAGUGACCAAGAUGAUCACUACGCUGCACGCAUCGUUUCCCGACUUUAUGUUUGACAAGGAGCGGUCGGCAAAGUUCUGCUGCGACGAAGCGAAACAUAGUCAACUGCUCGUCGAAAGGUGCUUCGAGGUGAUGCAAGACCAACUGAAAUUCAACAUACGUAGUCUGGAGACAUUGUUCAUACCCGAUAGCGAAGUGCAAGACCGAUGGAUAAAAUAUCCGGGUCAUGUCAAGGAUGGGAGCUUCUAUGACCUGAUUGCAAGCCUUCGCUGCCCAACCUACCCCACGAUGAGUGUCAUCCUCUGA